Messenger RNA from Hordeum vulgare subsp. vulgare (domesticated barley), 965 nucleotides. RefSeq names its product agamous-like MADS-box protein AGL29. Gene Ontology annotation, biological process: regulation of transcription by RNA polymerase II. Bases 89 to 904 code for a protein of 271 amino acids. The transcript has a single exon. NCBI's taxonomy places the organism in Eukaryota, Viridiplantae, Streptophyta, Magnoliopsida, Poales, Poaceae. The record is from RefSeq and is a predicted model, not a curated record. Gene Ontology annotation, molecular function: DNA-binding transcription factor activity, RNA polymerase II-specific; RNA polymerase II cis-regulatory region sequence-specific DNA binding; protein dimerization activity.
GCCAACAACACUCGUAAACAACUACAUAUUAGUGCAUCCUUGUACCUUACCUUUUAUAGUAGUAAAUCUUUGAGUUCUCUAUCUAGAUAUGCCGAGGAGAGAGAAGAGGGAGGGUGUCCGUUUGAUUAGGGACAACAAAAACCGCAGCAUCACCUUUUCCAAGAGGCGUGAUGGUUUGUACAAGAUGGCAUGUGACCUCUCCGUCCUCACGGGCGUGAGGGUUGCUGUCAUCCUGGAGAUGGAGUCCGGAAGAAUGCACUCAUUUGGGACGCCGUCAGCGGCACCCAUUAUUGAUGCUUUCUUAUCAGGACGUCCACUUGUUGAGCCCUUAGCUGAUGAGGCAACGAAUGCUAGGAUUAGAAAGCUACAGAGGGAGGUUGCUCGACUUGACAUGGAAACCGUGACACAUGAAAAGAGAGCAGAACUCUCCCUCGAGCAAAUAAAAAAUAUCAAAGACGAGAACCCAGGUAUGGUCGCAAAUCUUAUCUUCUCCAAGGAAGAAGACCUCAGUCUUGAAGAACUCAACAAGAUCUUCAAUGAACUUCUACGGGUCCGGGAGGACAUUAGACGUCGUAUGCCUCCACUUCAUCCUGGUAGUGAACCCUCGACUGAUGAUGGUCCAAACAUACCAAGGAACAGGUUGCCGCUAAGAAGCCCAUCAUGGGAUUACUUGAAGAGUCGUAUUUCAUCCCAACAACCAUCGUCAUCUCAUUGUAUUCCAACUCAGCUGUUGUCAUCGGUUCCACUACCAUCAAAACCACAAGACACGACGGGACCACAUUUUCCUAUGCAGGUAUCGCUCCGGUCCACACCACCACCUUUGGCACCUUGUUCAACGUCCCACCUACAACCAGUUGUUCAUCAGGUACAAAAUUUACCACCGCCACUUAAGCCACACCAUUAGAAUUAUACACAUGUCCUUAUCGCAAAUCAAACUAUCUUUUCAUGUGCAGGUACCACAAAUA